AUGGCAAUGCAAUAUCACAACUACAACAGCAGCACGCGCUACGAGAUGGUCGUCGAGAUCGCCAAUAUAGCACUGGAUGAGUUUAAGACCCAUCAUCUCAGUCGCAACUAUACGGGCCUGGUGCAGCGCUACUACCAGCUGGUCGAGGAGGAUUACGGCGAUCCUCGUGCAGAACGCUUCCCGCUCAUGGAGCAUCCCCUGUUCACAUUCGGUCUGGUUGCCAUUUAUCUGUCCUGGGUGCUGGUGCUGGGGCCGCUGUUCAUGCGAGACCGCAAACCCUUCCAGCUGCGCCGCACCCUCGUCGUAUACAAUGCCUUCCAGGUGCUGCUCAGCGGCUAUAUGUUCUAUGAGCACCUGAUGGCUGGCUGGCUGAACUAUUAUAAUUUAAAGUGCCAACCGGUUGACUAUUCAGAUGGACCCAUGUCCAAGCGGAUGCUCAAUCUGUGCUACAUCUACUAUCUGUCCAAGCUGACCGAGUUCGCCGACACCGUGUUCUUUGUGCUGCGCAAGAAAUCAUCGCAAAUCACCUGGCUGCACGUCUAUCAUCAUUCGGUCACACCACUGGAGACCUGGGUGCUGGUCAAGUUCCUGGCAGGCGGCAAUGCGACAUUCCCCAAUCUGUUGAACAACUUUGUGCAUGUGUGCAUGUACUUCUACUACAUGAUGUCCGCCAUGGGACCGGAGUACGCCAAAUUCCUCUGGUGGAAGAAAUAUAUGACUGAGCUGCAAAUCGCGCAGUUUGUGCUUUGCAUUGUGCAUACGACGCGCGCACUCUUCAGCAGCCAGUGCCAGUUCUCGAAGUUCAUAUCGACGCUGCUGCUGAUCAAUGCAUCCAUAUUCUUCUGCCUCUUCAUGAACUUCUAUAUGCAGAGCUACAGGAAGACCAAAGCACAGCAGCUGGAGCAGCAGCAGAAGCAGCAGCAGCAGCAGCAACUGACGGCGUUAGCUGACGGCAACAACAACAACAGCAACGAACUGCCAAAGGAUAAGCAGCAGCUGCAGCAGGAGGAGCAAAUCCUGGCGCACAAACUGAAGGCGCUGUAAGAGCCAAGGAUGCUGCACAGAUCUGCAAAAUGCAAUACAAAUUGGUGUUGGUUCAACAAGCUGGCAAAAAAGAACAAAAAAAAAAGGAUAUCAAAAUUUAGAUUUGGAGUUAGUUUUCGGUACAAAGGUUUAAUUUUAAUUCGAAUGGGGAGCCAUAAAAAUGUUUAGCUAGAACAGCACAGAAAUGCCUAAGGAACACGAAUAGAAGCCUAACAAAUUCAGCCAGAAUUUAAGCCAGGGCUUAUGCAAUACAUAAACAUAAAGAUAAAGAU
Molecule: messenger RNA, 1316 nt
Organism: Drosophila navojoa
Lineage: Eukaryota; Metazoa; Arthropoda; Insecta; Diptera; Drosophilidae
Product: very long chain fatty acid elongase 7
Biological process (GO): very long-chain fatty acid biosynthetic process; fatty acid elongation, polyunsaturated fatty acid; sphingolipid biosynthetic process
Cellular component (GO): endoplasmic reticulum membrane
Molecular function (GO): fatty acid elongase activity
Source: RefSeq, a predicted model, not a curated record